GUUUCCCCAAGUCACCGCUGACUAGGACAAAGGAUUCGCUACCCAUGGCUCCCACUCCUAACCCCCGUGUUAUCUAUAAAGCAGUCCCAAAGGAAUAUCCUAUCCCUGGAGAGCAUUUGGUAUACGAGUCGGACAGCGCAUCCAUCGACCUUGACAAUGUGGACCUCCAUGGCGGUGCCUUAGUGAGGACCGUUUACAUAUCCCUCGAUCCCUACUUGCGGGGUACCUUGAGGGAUCCCUCUGUCCAGAGUUAUAGAGCCGCUAAUCCCCUCGGAAAACCAAUGAAAAGCAGGACCAUAUCCAAAGUUAUUCGCUCUGAAGACCCUGAUUUCAAGUCAGGAGACUAUGUGCUAUCGCUAAGUAGCGACUGGUCGCUGCACGCUGUUCUGACUAAGGCAAACGGUCUCAGCAAACUCCAGAAGCCGACUAAUGCGUCAUUAUCAACUUACGCCGGCGUUCUGGGAAUGCCCGGUUUAACAGCAUUUCUCAGUCUCCGCGCAUUCGGUAGGUUGAAAGCUGGUGAAACUCUCUUCGUUUCUACGGCCGCUGGAGUUGUUGGAAGUGUGGUAGCACAACUCGCCAAGCUCGCGGGACUGAAAGUUAUUGGUUCCACCGGUGAUGACAGUAAAGUUGAAUGGCUUAAAGAAGAGCUCAAGUUGGAUGUUGCAUUCAACUACAAGACAACCAAGGUGGCGGACGUCCUGAGGGAACAUGGUCCUAUAGACAUCUACUAUGAUAAUGUUGGCGGAGAGACUUUGGAUGUAGCCUUUCAGCAUAUAAACAAGUUUGGUAGAGUCAUUCUUUGCGGAUUCGCUAGCGAGUACAACAAGGGUGAUAGACCUAGUUAUGGCAUCAAGAACCUCUCAUCCCAAACUAUAUCCAAGACACUCUCGAUCAACGGGUUCGUCAUCUCCGACAUUACCGAUAAAGAAGGGCUCGAUGCGUUCGAAAAAGAAUAUCGACCGCUUGUGGAGAAAGGGCAGAUCAAAUACCAGGAAACUAGGUAUCAAGGGCUUGAAAAAACUCCCGAAGCUUUCUUGGCAAUGUUUAAAGGGCAGAAUUUCGGGAAGACUGUUGUCGUCGUGUCGGACGAGUAAAGAAUUUUAAAUUUAGGGGAACCCCCCCUUUUUUUUUAAAGUCUCCUCCGUUGGUGCGAUCUUCAUGAUGUACUACUGCCCUGCGCCGAGCUAGCUAGCUAGGUCACCGUAGGUGAGCCUCAAACGUAAUGGAAUCAAAUAAUAAUUGGUGCAAUACAAGAAAAGAAUACCAUCCGC
This is a messenger RNA of Cantharellus anzutake, 1274 nucleotides long. RefSeq lists its product as uncharacterized. NCBI's taxonomy places the organism in Eukaryota, Fungi, Basidiomycota, Agaricomycetes, Cantharellales, Hydnaceae. The record is from RefSeq and is a predicted model, not a curated record. The transcript has 7 exons. The coding region runs from base 45 to 1097 and encodes 350 amino acids. Gene Ontology annotation, molecular function: oxidoreductase activity, acting on the CH-CH group of donors, NAD or NADP as acceptor.